Molecule: messenger RNA, 2667 nt
Organism: Durotheca rogersii
Lineage: Eukaryota; Fungi; Ascomycota; Sordariomycetes; Xylariales; Xylariaceae
Exons: 3
Coding region: 1-2667 (888 amino acids)
Biological process (GO): mitotic DNA replication checkpoint signaling; DNA replication initiation; mitotic G2 DNA damage checkpoint signaling
Source: RefSeq, a predicted model, not a curated record
AUGGAGUCGCCGCGGUCGAUACAACGGCCCUUCGACCACUCGAAGCCUUUCGAUGGUCUCGUGCUCUGCUGUACUAGCAUCGACGUAGACCUGCGUACGGAAAUUGCCCAGCGGACCACCGACCUGGGCGGCAGCCACAAGUACGAUCUCACUUCCGACGUCACGCACCUGAUCGUCGGAGAAUACGACACCGCCAAGUACCGCCAUGUCGCGAGGGAGCGGCCCGACAUCAAACCCAUGGCCGCCGGCUGGGUGAACGCCGUGCGCCAACAAUGGCUCGAAGAUAAGGAGUUCGACUUCGUCGCGUUGGAGGAUACCUGGAGGUUGAAGCCCUUCGAGACCGGAGGUGGCGUUCCGGACAGCCCCGUCGAGGUGCGGAGGGAGAGGACCAGGCUGGUAUGCUGCUUGACCGGCUUCAAGGACGCCCACGUCCGUAACAUGAUCGAAGAGAAAGUGGUAGCGAACGGCGGCGAGUACGUCUGCGAUCUGUCGAAACGCGUUACCCAUCUCAUCGUCUGCGAACCUCACGGGAAGAAGUACCUGGCCGCCCGAAAGUGGGGGAUAAGAACCGUCUCUAUCGAGUGGCUACACGACAGCGCCGAGCGGGGGAUGAUCCUCAACGAGGAUUGCUACGACCCGACCUUACCCGAAGGGGAACGGGGAAAAGGGGCGUGGACACGAAGAGAUCCCUCGAGCGCCUCGUUAGGCAAGCGACCUCGGGACGGGAUGGCCCCCUUACCCGCCGAGGAGAGCAGGAGAAAGCUGAGGAAGACUGCGAGCAUGAAACUCAUGAGCCAGAAAGACAAUGUGUGGAGCGACAUUCUUGUUAAGCAGUCGGCGACCGACCUAUCAUCUCUAGCACCGGCCCCUGACGAGCCCCCUACGAGUAUACCCAGCAUCCCUACGGCCGACCCGCCUGUGUCUGUGGUCGACGGACCCCAUCCCCCGGAGUCGGGAUCGGGUAGCCGGCUCCAGCCUGUCGGCGGGGGCGUUUUCUCCUCGUGUCGCUUCUACGUCCACGGCUUCUCUCAGAAUCGGAGGGAAGUUGUCAACCAACACAUAUCGUCUCACGGCGGGCACGUCUCGUCGUCUAUCGAGGAUGCCGCCUCUCCCGCUCGCGAUGAGCCGCCGGGUCCACGCUACCUAGUCGUUCCGCAGUCAUCCCAGCCCAGUUCCCACCCCAAGCUCCCGGAAGGAAUGCACAUCGUCACCGAGUUUUACAUCGAGCGCUGCGUCCAUAACAAGACCCUCUUCAACCCCACCGAGCAUGUACUUGGGCAACCCUUUCCACAGUUCCCCAUCGAUGGAUUCGGCAAAUUAACGAUAUGCACGACUGGAUUCAGGAAUGAGCAACUGAACCAGGUGGAGAAAGCUCUUGUCCAGCUCGGCGCCAACUAUUCGGAGCGUCUCAAUCCCCAGUGCUCGUUGCUGCUAUGCCCCUCUCUCAAUCUUGUCCGAAAACAGAAACUCGACUUUGCCGUGGUAUCCAGAAUCCCGGUCGUCGAUGUGGAAUGGCUCUGGCAAUGUAUCGCAACAGGCUGUCUCGUGCCGCGGGACAAGUUCCUACUCGCGAGAUCCCUUUACAAGGCAGCCGAAAGGCCCGACGCUCCCGCGGCCAAGGAGAAUGACCAGGCGACAAGGCCCAGGUUAGAGCCUAUGCGGAAGGAAUUCCCUCGGUCGAAUCCUCGUCCACCCGCGGCGAAAUCCGGCAUCGACAUGACCGCAUUUGAGGACGAUACACUCACACCCCAGCAGGCCGACGGGCGCCAACGGGUGACCGAGGAGGAAUCCUACUACGAGACCGCACCUACCCACCAACCAGAAGGCAUGGACAUCGACCCCGAUCUAGUCUCGGCACCGCUCUCGGGCACGGGCUCGAGCGUAGCGAACAAGUCGCAAUCGCAGCCAAAGGCCGCUCCCGUGCCGCGAAAAAUAAAACGCUUCCCGACGGGAGGCGAGAUCGGGGACUCGCAAAGCGACCAGGAUUCCGGGACGCCUCUCGAGCCGGCAGGAAAGGACGACGACAUCGCCGAGGACGCGGACGAGCGGCAGAAGCAACGGGAGGGGAAGAGCAGGGUGGCGGCGGCAGAACGCGAAGAGAUGGCGAAGCGCCUGGACUCUCUGGUGGGCGUCGUCGGGACAGCGCCGGGCUCCUACGACGCGAGCAAGCCGGCGUCCGCGCCGGCGCCCCGGCAGCGGCGCAAGCGCGAGAUCCUCGGCCGCGCCGCGAGCAACGUGUCCGCGGCGUCGAGCGCGAGCGCGGACUCGGCGCCGCCCGCGGCCGGCGGUCCGCGACUCGCGUCUGCGCGGAAGGGGUCGCCGGCGGCGGCUCGCCCGGACGCGGCGCCGAGCGCGGCGGCCGGCGCGUUCGGGCUCCUGGACAAGAUGAUGAUGAUGGAGGAGGCGGCCGGGGACGACGCGGCCGCGAACGGCGCGAGCAGCCCGCCCCGCGCCACGCAGCUCCAGUACGACAACCCCGAGGCCCGCAGGCACCGCGCCACGGUCCUGAGCCGCAUGCUGGGCGGCGACGGGCGCGACGAGCUGGGUACUAACGGCGGCAGACCAGGCCAGAAGAAGGCCGGCAGGGCGGCGCCCAAGGAAGCCGGCGCCACGCUGGGCAUGGUCGCGGCUGAGUCUGCGGGCAAGAGGGUGAUGAGGCGGCGGUGA